CAACAGCAUACGCACCAGCUCCGUCUUGACAGGCCUCCAGAGUUACAAUAACGCACCUCUUUCAGGUGUGAGCCGCAAUCAUGGCUGCCGUCGCACCCUUCAAUCCGCGCCCGCUGCUCCAGAGCUUAAUUGACAAGGACAUCAUCGUGCGCCUCAAGUGGGGAGACACCGAAUAUAAGGGCCGCCUGGUUUCCAUGGAUUUGUACAUGAACAUCCAGCUCGCGAACACGGAGGAAUUUGUGAAUGGCGUCAGCUCAGGCACAUUAGGACAGGUCCUGAUAAGAUGCAAUAACGUUCUUUGGAUUGGUCAGGCAGACAAGGUGGAACCAAAGCCUACGAGAGAUACGAAUAUGUCUGGUUGAGCGGUGUGGAAUUGUCACGUUUGGUUAAAGAGGACGGUACGUUGAGCAUGUUCGACACGACAUGCUAGGCCCUCACGUUUGGGUUGGCCAUGGCUCAAGAGACUCGACCGUGAAGGUCAAGUUUGGUACUACGUUUAGCGAGAAAACGGAAGGCG
Molecule: messenger RNA, 517 nt
Organism: Westerdykella ornata
Lineage: Eukaryota; Fungi; Ascomycota; Dothideomycetes; Pleosporales; Sporormiaceae
Product: small nuclear ribonucleoprotein F
Exons: 4
Coding region: 81-362 (93 amino acids)
Biological process (GO): spliceosomal snRNP assembly; mRNA splicing, via spliceosome
Cellular component (GO): U1 snRNP; catalytic step 2 spliceosome
Molecular function (GO): RNA binding
Source: RefSeq, a predicted model, not a curated record